CUCGCGGGAAAACUUAUAUUACAAACUAAAAGUACCACGUGUCAGAUUAUCAAUGGCUUAAAUUCAGUUUUCUGAUUUUAAAUAUCAUUUUUAUUAGAUUCUAUAUAUUUAUAUAUAUAUAAACCACACUCUAUCGGUCCUCUCUGCUUUGGGAUACUCAUGAUGGAUCAUUUAAAGGUUAUCUCCUCCAUUUAUCUUCUUCUUGUAGUCUUCGUCUCUGUAUCUGUUUGUGAGAAGCAACACGGAGACGAUAUAUUGAUCCGGCAAGUGGUUAAUGGAUCUGAAUCCGAGCCAACAGUCAUGUCGUGGGAGGAUCACUUCACUCUGUUCAAGAGGAGAUACGGCAAGGUUUACAAUUCUCUCGAGGAGCAUCAACACAGAUUCUGGAUUUUCAGAAGUAACUUCAUGAGAGCGACGCGUCACCAGAGGAUGGAUCCUUUCGCUCGACAUGGCGUUACUCAGUUUUCUGAUCUGACGCAUUCCGAGUUUCGGAGAAAGCACUUGGGGGUUAAAGGCGCGUAUACGUUUUCACAGCACGCUGAACAAGCCCCGAUUCUCGAUACGAAGAAUCUUCCUGGUGAUUUUGAUUGGAGAGAUCGCGGCGCAGUUACACCAGUGAAGAAUCAGGGAUCAUGUGGAUCUUCCUGGAGUUUCAGCACUACAGGUGCGCUUGAAGGUGCUCACUUCCUCGCCACUGGUAAACUCGUCAGUCUCAGUGAACAACAGCUUGUUGAUUGUGAUCACCAGUGUGAUCCAGAAGUGGAAGGUUUAUGCGACUCUGGUUGCAACGGUGGGCUAAUGAACAUCGCCUCUGAGUACACCUUCGAAACGGGAGGGCUCAUGCGAGAGGAAGACUAUCCCUACACAGGCACUACUGAUGGUGAUGGGAUCUGCAAGUUGGACAAGUCUAAGAUUGUUGCCUCUGUGUUCAACUUCAGUGUUGUCUCUAGUAACGAAGAUCAAAUCGCUGCACAUCUCGUCAAAAACGGUCCUCUAGCUGUUGCUAUCAAUUCAGCUUACAUGAAAACUUACGUUGGAGGAGUGUUGUGCCCUUACAUGUGCUCAAGGAGUCUCAACCACGGUGUGUUGUUGGUGGGUUAUGGUUCAGAAGGGUCAAGGUUCAAGGAGAAGCCGUAUUGGAUCAUUAAAAACUCAUGGGGAGAAACUUGGGGUGAGAGUGGUUUCUUUAAGCUUUGUAAAGGACGUAACAUUUGCGGCUUUGGCAGCUUGGUUUCAACCGUCUAGAGGGUUUUCAUUACCGAGACCAA
Brassica napus (rape) is the source of this 1268-nucleotide messenger RNA. Its product is annotated as probable cysteine protease RD19B. The record is from RefSeq and is a predicted model, not a curated record. The coding region runs from base 160 to 1245 and encodes 361 amino acids. The transcript is spliced from 4 exons. Gene Ontology annotation, molecular function: cysteine-type endopeptidase activity. Gene Ontology annotation, cellular component: lysosome. Lineage: Eukaryota; Viridiplantae; Streptophyta; Magnoliopsida; Brassicales; Brassicaceae.